This is a messenger RNA of Porites lobata, 5664 nucleotides long. The record is from the annotation of a GenBank genome assembly. NCBI's taxonomy places the organism in Eukaryota, Metazoa, Cnidaria, Anthozoa, Scleractinia, Poritidae.
UUCCAAGAUGGCGGCGACGUUGUACUCACGAUGUCUUUCUCUUUUCAUAGGUGUUUUUGUGCCAGAGGUUUGAAAUAAUCUAUUUUCACCGUACUAUCAGCAGGGUCACCGUUUCCACCUUAUAAUGGAAGCAACUGACACGUUUUCACUGGACGUGGCCAAAACUUCUUUUCUUUCCCUCUUAUCAAGUACUGAUCCCAGCGAGGUCGGAAAUUUCAUGGACUGGGUUAUCAAACACUGCUCUAGCGUCAACAGCGAUGAUGGUACAAAAGACAGCGCUAAUCAGUGUGAUGAAACUCUUUUAAUGCCAGGAGAUAAAAGGAUGAAAAAGAUUAUUAAAGACAUUAAGAAGAGAAUUCCACUUGAUGGAAUCAUGUCCUCAGAGAACAUCUAUCACCCAGAGGGAAAGGUGAUUUUAGAGUGGCCAAUUUAAUUUCCCCUGGGGGCAGAUACUUGGGUAGGGACUGGGUUGCUUCCCAAUUAGUGGUUGAAGGAGAUGUGCUUCUCUAGAUUAGAUUACAUUUUUAUGACUAGAUGGAGGGAGUAACAUGUCUAGAAUAGGGUGAUCUCUAUUAAAGGAAUGAUUUAUGGUCGUUUUGCCUACGAGUUGUUUCACCAACAUCCUGUUUGCUAGCAUCAUAAGUAACGUGUUAGGUCAGUUCCCCUACUUCCUUUUGCCUGAUCUUUGGCUUUAAAGAACAGGAUUUAAAUAUGUGUUGCACUUCCUUGUGUCAUGGCUAAAAGAAUGAGGGAUAUACAUGUGUAGAGCUUGUUUCGUUUCUUAAGGAAAACAACUAAAGGUGUUAGCAAACGGGACUCUAGUGAAAUGACUCUAGGUGAAACGACCAAAGGGACAUGGUCAGCUGAUGUAUAUGUGCAAGCCAUUAGAUACCAUUUCUUAGUCGAUUUGCAUAUCACAAGAUACGCAAAUCACAGUGCUUUGAACCAAACAUGAUAAAAUAAAUGAGAAAAAGAAUACUCAGGGACAGGUUUUCUGUAAAGUAACAAAGAUUGAAUGAAAUUCUAGGCAAAAUUAACGUGGAUUUUUGGAUGUAUUUGACCUGUAUUUGAUUUUAGAUCUAGGUAAGUUGUAAACACUUUUCAAGGUUGAAAAAUUAGUGUCCAGGUCAGUGCAGUCCUAAAGCUGACUGUGUCCAUUUAACUCUUCAAGGCUAGUGGCUCCAAAUAAAAGUGAAAGAAUUUGUAAUUUUUUGACAGAGUGGGGUUAUAAAUACCCUCCUGGGAAAACUCUCAAAAAAAAGUGACUGGGAUGCUCUUUAAUAAUUAUGUUGCAGGAGUGUUCCCUGAAAAAAAAAAUCAAUUUUUUAAGGGGAGGCCUGGAGAGGAGUUGGAUGUGCACAGGCUUGGGGUUUUAUUUCAAUUUUCUGACCUGCCGUCCCAUCCCAGAAAAGUACCAAUCUAAGAGGAGGCUUUACAGGCUUGGCUAAGGAGUGAAAAUUGAAAAUAUUCCUUUGUAGUUAACAGAAAAAACUCUUCUCACACACUGACUGCCAUUUGUCUGCCACAUGAAAGUGCCACAGCACUUUAUUCACAAGAAGUGUCAACCAUCACCACAGUUUACAAUGGACAAAGGAAAUAGAUGUUGUAGUUCAAUUUUUUUCUGGUUUAAAUUUUUUUUGUGACUGUUAAGGGGCAAAAGGGUGGAAAAGCUGUUACACAGUACUGCAAGAAACAAUAACUGAAUCAUGUGAUAUGUGAAAAAUUAUACCCUAUCUGAUGCUUAGUCCUGUGUGAGAGAACUUUGUUUCUUGCCUCUUUUAUGGAAGCUUAGCCAGCAAGAUUUCUCUUUCUUUGCUCAUAGAAUUCAGAUUGUGACCCAUCAACUACAGUUCAUGUUGACUCAUUCCUGUACAGUGAUGAAGAUAUUGACAGACUUUGUGAUGAAGGCAAAAUGAGCCGUACCUACUGUAAAGAAUGUGGCUCUCACAAUACAGCUCCACUCAGUAAGUCUGCUGUGGUUUUCUGAACAGUGACUGCCUUAUUCUCACAUGUGUGUGCCUGAAUAAUUGUGGUCUAUACCUUUAUUCCAAAAAUUUCUAGUCUUGCAACAGGGGUGCCAUCAGGCAAGACAUCUAUGUUUUUGGAGAAACCCAUUUUCCACUUGUUCAUUUCUCAUAAUUAACUUUGUUUGCUCUCCUAAAUUUUGCUUAAGCAUUGUAUUCAGUUUCUCUUGGGACAACUGUUACUGUAAUAUGUAAUACUCAGAAGAAAUUAAAAACAAAGGUUGUUCAAAUAUUUUUGGGGGCAAACAAGAAGUAUUAUAAAUAAUUAUGGGAAAUGUGAGUUACCUUCUACAUGCUAGUAGGCAUGUGCAUAACUGAAAAAAUGUCAAGUCACCUGCAUGAGAAAAUAUUAAUUUGAUUUUUGGGAGGUGGAAUAGGGUGGAUGGGGAAAACUGUAUGCACCUCUACAAAAUUUCUUGCUAUGUUUAAAAAGGCUAAUCACUUUUUUCUGAUGUAGCCUCUUGUAAUUCUCCUCUAGCUUUCAUAUCCCACUCCAUGUCACUACUGCAGUUGCGAUUCCUGUUUGAAUCAGCCCUUCCAUCACUGCUAAGCAAUCUUAAUAACAAGUGUUUGGUGGACGUUGGAUCUAGACUUGGAGCUGUGCUUUAUGCGGCAAGUAUUUUCUGCUCAUUUUAUCCCCAGAAAUAAUGUUAGAGUUAGUUUGAGUACCUUUUUUAUUAUGGUAAUACCGUUAACAGUGGUGGUGAUGAUGAAGAUGAUGAUCAUCAUUAUGAUAGUGAUAAUGACCAAGGAUCAUUUUUAUUUGCCUUGAAGAAGCCUGAAUGUGUUGCUGAGACUAAUGUAAAUGGUUUCUAUUUUACUUUAAUGAUUUUUGAAACCACAACAUUUUCUUUCUUUUGUUAGCUCAACUCGUUCAAGUUUGAGGUGUUAAUUAACUGUAGUUGUUAUUUUUCUUCUCACAGGCAUAUUAUUUUAGUGCUAUUGAGAAGAUUAUUGGAGUUGAAAUCAAUGCGGAUCUGUGUGGCCUGCAACAGCAAAUAAUAGAAAAUUAUAGUAUGGCUGAUCGAGUGGAGGUAAGAGGAAUAAAUACUUUAUUUCAACUGUUGAUAACAUUACAACGACUAAUUCCUCAUUAGUUUUGCAUCUCUUUGAUGAAAUUGCAGGUCAAAUGUGCUGAUGUUUGCAACGAGCUCACACUCUUAAAAGAAGGUAAUCUCGACAACCCGAAAUUCUGAGGCAACUGAGAAACGGUCGGGGAUUUUAUAGCAACAUGUUAGUAUUUUAAAUAUAGGACAAAUUAUUUUAGUAAUAAUGCUAAUAUAAAUAAACAAGAACGUUCUUUAAAAAGCGUUGAGUUUUGCAUACUUGGAGAUUAGAUAAGAAAUGAGGAGGCGAUUAAUCUUAUACAAAACAGGAUUUCCUUGCUAAAAGUUUUUCACUUCCUACUUUAUUGAUGGUCGAGUAUUCUUCAGGAUAUUUUACCUAAACCCCGCCAUAGUCAAUCAAACAUUCUGCAAUCAAACCCAAUUGAACUCCAGUCGUUGGAUUGACUUCGAUUGGGUUUGGUAAUCGAACAUGAUCGAACUCACCCAAAACUUUUGCCAAUCGAACACAAUCAAACAAUCAGAAAGCAAACAGUUUAGCAAUCGAACAUAAUCGAACAUUCGGAAAUGGAAGCUUCAAAAAUUAUACACAAAUCGACUUUCAUCUUAUUUCAAACAAGGCGUUGCUGUUAACAAAAUAAGUUAUGUGUUAGCUUCCAUUACAAACACAAGUAUACAGGGCAGUUGUUGGAGAGAGCAGAGACAGUGUAAAAAGCAAACCCUAGCAUAAAACUAACAGUUUCAUUCUCCGAGUCUUGAAAAGGCAAGCGAGACUAAUUUGGGGAUAACGGGAUCUUCUUCCUAAAAGUCAGUUAAGUUAUAUUUUACUUGCUUCAGUGCUGUUUUUACACAUGUUAAGGAACAGUGGAUGAUUUCACCACAAUGUCCUUGGGGUUGGGGGGGGGAGCAGAGGGGGGUUGGGGCACUCAAAGGAAGUCUUGGUAGAUGUGUGCUGCUGAGGCCUUCAAACCCUGACCUCGUAGGAGACCUUAUUUUAUGACCCAGACAAUAAAGUAAUUUUUUAAACUGACAUCCUGGAAUAAGAUUUUUUGGAAAACAAAUUGUUGGUACCACAAAAAUGUAGACCACUCAUUGUCAAACUCCACACUCUUUUAAAGGCCUCCAGUCCCAAAGGACACACUGUUCAAGUUGUACUUGCAUAAAAUGAUUUCACAGUUUCCUAUUAUUUUACUUCUACAGCUGACAUUAUUGUUCUUAACAAUGUCUUUGAGUUUUUCAUGCCUGUGGAGGAACAAAUUAGGUAGGAAAACCUGUGUAGUUUGGAGAGAUUACAAUAGUUGCUGUAAAUACUUUGUAUUUUUUGCGUCCAAUUUUCUUCUAUUUCUUUGUGUGUCAGAACAUUAAAUUUUUACAUUCUUGUUUGUAUGUUGUGGAUUAACUAAGCUGAAGACUAUUCUUUUUAAGAAAGCUUUUUCAUUUUAGUAGACAUACUAUUAUGUAAAUCUUAUCAUUUAAAACUAGAUAGGGUUUUCUUUCUAAGGUUUUGUUUAAAAUGAGUCACUUUUCUUUUAAAAUAAUUGGGCACAUUUAGUUUGAGAUAAUGUACCCUAUUACUGUUAUUUUCGUCCACAAAAAUCCAUUAACUUUGUUUUUCAGAACUUGGAAGAUUCUAAGAGAGAAUGUAACAAAGCCUGGCUGUAUUAUAGUGACAGUACCAAGCCUUGAAGAAGCAACACUAUUUAACAGCAAGGUAAGAUUGCCAAUUGGCACACAGCGCUGGUUAUGUAUUAUUAAUAAAAUGUCUACACAAUGUUGCCCUCCACAUUGUUUUGGUAAGAUCUGCUCAUUCAUGAAGUCAAAAGUUUGAGCCCCUCCUGUCCAGGAUAUAGUGAAAACCCCUUUUUUAACAAAAUGGCUACAGGUCUAACACAUGUAACUUGAAUCUGUGAACAAAGGGCACCAAAAUAACUUACAGUUAGGGGUAGUAGCAGAUUGGGACAUAUUUGAAUAAUUUAACUUUUGUUUAAAAAAAUAGCAUUACCUUUUUAAACACCUCUAACUUUGAAAAUCAUACACAAGUUUUUUUUUUUGCCAAAAAUUACUUGUUAGAAGCACUCAAAUGGUCUUUCACACAGUGUCUAAGUCUUCAGUUAUUAAGAAAAAACUUUGCUUGCCUUUGGGGGAAAAAAUUCAGUAAAAACUAACAAGUGUGUAGAAGUUAGGGGGUAUAAAAUUUGUCCUAAAAAAUAAACUUUUUUUUUGGAGGGGGUGGGGCUUGUUUUCAAGAGAUUCGAUUUAAUGUUGUAUUUUAUUUCAUUUUUUGACAGUGUCGAACAAUAACAUUAAUUACAUUGAUUUUUUGCAGCCAUGUGUUGAUUUAGAUGAAUGGGUACAACCAUGUUCUGUAAAUUACAUGUAUCAUGUACAAGAUGUUUCUUGCUGUGAUGAAGAUAUGGAGGAGCUUCAAAACAUGUUCUUCUACCAAGUGAAAGUGAAUUGACUUAAAUACAACAAUAAUUGUUUAAUUAUUAUUAAAAAUAGAUUAUAAUAAAAAAUGCACUGACAUUCAGCCUGGCGUUUUCAUGGUGUAUCUUUCUCUUGUGUUACAAUACUUG